AACCCUCCCCAGAAAAUAAGCACCUGCCCCCACCGGGGAGCCGUCUCCUUCUCAGGCGGCGGCGGCGCGUGCCGUCCUAAACUCCCCGGCAACAGGCUCUCGGGCGGGCCAUGGCGGCGGCCGCGCGGGGACGGCGGUGCCGGGGGGCGGUGCUGCUGCUGCUCCUCCCGUCGGUCCUCGCGCCCCUCGUGCUCUACGGCUACUCCCCCAUCUCGCCCCUCCCGGACUCCACCUUGGCGAGGGUCGCGUUCGAUCGGGAGGAUGGGUCCAAUAUGGUGUGGCCGCACAUGGCCGCGUCCGAGGUUUCUCUAGCCAAAGAUCUGACAAUUGAGAGGCUAGGGGAGCACAAGAACAGGGUGCUGUCAGCAACUGACGACUGGCAAGCAGUCCAGGCAGCAAGGAGUCGUUCAUCUGAAAACUCUGAUGCAAGUGUACAAUUGAAGGUUCCUGUCACGAGGGAUGCUGAUGACAUGAUUGCUGAGGAGACUGGCAGUGCUCAGUCAGGACAAGAGGGCAGGAUAAAGGAAGUUGUCAUCAGCCAGAGAAAUGCAGAUGGAUUUGGUGAUCCAGGAAAUGCCAAGGAAGCUGAAGAGCAGGAUGGACAAGCAACUGAGGUAGAGCACAGAGAUGGAUCUGAUGCAUCUACGGAGAAUAACGUUGCUGGAAUAAAUACUACUGUGAGAUCAUUUUUAAAGGACAGCACUGCUGAUAUCUUAUCCAAUGGAACUACACAUGCUACCCCAAAAGAAUCUUACACAAGGGCCACUGAUAUAAAUGCUGAUCUUCCCACAACUAGUAGUGCCGGCCAUUCCAAAACUUCCCCAGAUGCUAAAAUCCGUAUCAUCAGGGACCAGUUAAUAAGAGCAAAGACAUAUCUUGGCUUUGUAGCUUCUAGAGGCAAUCAUGGUUUUGCCAAGGAGCUUCGUGCACGAAUGAGGGAUAUCCAACGAGCACUUGGUGAUGCAACCAAUGAUGGGCUGCUUCCUCAUAAUGUCCAUAGCAAAAUAAAAGCAAUGGAGCAGACACUGGGGAAGAUCAAGAGAAGUCAUGAUAGUUGCUCUGGUGCUGUGAACAGACUCCGUACAGCCCUUCACUCGAUGGAGGAGCGGCUUCAAUCUCACAAAAAUGAAGCCAACUAUCUAGCUCAAAUAGCAGCAAAAUCCUUACCCAAAGGACUACAUUGUCUCCCGUUGCGUCUUACAAAUGAGUAUUAUUCCACCAACUCCAACAAUAAGGACUUUUCAAAUACAGAAAAGUUGGAAGACCCCAAACUCCAUCAUUAUGCAGUGUUCUCAGAUAAUGUAUUGGCUACCGCAGUGGUUGUGAACUCCACUCUUGUUCAUGCUAAGAAACCAGCAAACCAUGUCUUCCACAUUGUGACGGAUAGGCUUAACUAUGCUGCAAUGAAGAUGUGGUUCUUGGCUAAUCCCCUGCGCAAAGCUGCUGUCCAGGUUCAGAAUAUUCAAGAGUUUACAUGGCUAAAUUCAAGCUAUAGUCCAGUUCUGAAGCAGUUAGGAUCCCGGUCUACAAUUGAUUACUACUUCAGGAGUGGGACGGCUAGACCUGACGAAAAUGCCAAAUUUCGGAACCCAAAGUAUCUUUCAAUUCUAAAUCAUCUGAGGUUCUAUCUCCCUGAGAUAUUCCCAAAGCUUAAUAAGGUCUUAUUUCUUGAUGAUGAUACGGUAGUGCAGCAGGACCUAAGUGCACUUUGGUCGAUAGAUCUCAAAGGCAAGGUGAACGGUGCUGUUGAGACCUGUGGAGAGACCUUCCAUAGGUUUGAUAAAUAUCUCAACUUCUCCAAUCCUAUUAUUGCCAACAAUUUUCAUCCUCGAGCUUGUGGUUGGGCAUACGGCAUGAAUAUGUUUGAUUUGUCCGAAUGGAGAAAGCAAAACAUCACUGAUGUGUAUCACACCUGGCAGAAACUGAACGAAGAUAGGCUAUUGUGGAAGCUAGGCACCCUUCCUGCUGGUCUUGUAACAUUUUGGAACCGCACAUUCCCCCUUGAUAGCUCGUGGCAUCUUUUGGGACUUGGGUACAAUACAAAUGUGAACGAAAGGGAUAUCAGGCGGGCAUCUGUCAUCCACUACAAUGGAAAUUUGAAACCCUGGCUUGAGAUUGGAUUGUCGAAAUACCGAAAAUAUUGGUCGAGAUAUGUUGAUUUUGAUCAAAUAUUUCUACGGGAGUGCAACUUAAAUCCCUGAGUGGCAAACUCUUUGUGCAUGAUUUUUUUUUCCUUUUAGGUUAAUUCUUUAUGCUCUAGUUUUUAAAAGAUGUCUAGAGCAUCUAUUCUUUUCAAUUGUAAAGGUGCCAGUUGUCUUAGUAGUAGGCAUUAGAACAAGGCGCAUACUCAAAUUAAGAGCCAUGAAGGCUAUAUAUUACAUGUUGUACUAGAUCUUGAUGCGCGCGUUGCCGCGCCCGUCCAUAUGGUUGAUAAAGAUAGGUUUGGGUAUAAA
Molecule: messenger RNA, 2453 nt
Organism: Brachypodium distachyon (stiff brome)
Lineage: Eukaryota; Viridiplantae; Streptophyta; Magnoliopsida; Poales; Poaceae
Product: probable galacturonosyltransferase 4
Exons: 7
Coding region: 111-2201 (696 amino acids)
Molecular function (GO): polygalacturonate 4-alpha-galacturonosyltransferase activity
Source: RefSeq, a predicted model, not a curated record